UUUAUUAUAAAGAUCUGGCACACAUGCUUUCCUAGUCCAACGUGAUUGGACCGCUUUCAACCUCGCGUUUUAAAAUAGAAGGGAAGUGCGAAAGUUCGUGUUUACUUCCCGCGUGCUAUUACCAGGUGGAGUGAAUAUAAAAGAAAAAAAAUGUUUGUCGCGCGCAGUAUCGCAGCCGAUCAUAAAGAUCUGAUCCACGAUGUUUCUUAUGACUUUCACGGGCGGAGAAUGGCGACGUGCUCCAGCGACCAAAGCAUUAAGGUGUGGGAUAGGGGGGAUAACGGAGAAUGGACCUGCACAGCCAGCUGGAAAACUCACAGUGGCUCAGUUUGGAGAGUGACCUGGGCCCAUCCAGAGUUUGGACAGGUGUUGGCGUCCUGCUCCUUUGAUCGUACUGCGAUAGUAUGGGAGGAGAUUGUUGGAGAGUCCAAUGACAAACAACGAGGACAAAGCCACUGGAUAAAGAGAACCACACUUGUGGACAGUCGGACAUCUGUGACCGAUGUGAAGUUUGCCCCAAAGCACAUGGGCUUGAUGCUGACCACAUGCUCUGCAGACGGUGUGGUGCGAAUCUACGAGGCCCCUGACGUGAUGAACCUGAGCCAGUGGUCCCUGCAGCACGAGAUCUCAUCCAAACUCUCGUGCUCCUGCAUCUCCUGGAACCCUUCCAGUUCUCGAGCUCAUGCACCUAUGAUUGCAGUGGGUAGUGAUGACAGCAAUGUGACGUAUGGCGGCAAGGUUCAGAUAUACGAGUAUAACGAAGUUACAAGGAAAUAUGCCAAAGCAGAGACACUGAUGACCGUUACAGAUGCUGUACAUGAUAUUGCAUUUGCUCCCAAUCUGGGCCGGUCUUUCCAUGUCCUUGCUAUUGCCACCAAAGAUGUGCGCAUCUUCAAACUGGUUCCACUUCGAAAGGACAGCUCUUCUUCAGCGCCCACUAAAUUUGAGGUGCAGGUGCUGGCCCAGUUUGACAGUCAUAACUCUCAGGUGUGGCGUGUCAGUUGGAACAUCACCAGUACACUUCUGGCUUCCUCUGGUGACGAUGGUUGUGUGAGACUCUGGAAAGCAAACUACAUGGACAAUUGGAAAUGCACAGGUGUUCUAAAGGGAAAUGGUAGUCCAGUAUCUGGUCAGCCUGGUGCUCUGAGCGGCUUCCUGGGUUCUGCUACUGCACACAGUGCUCUAAAUGGGGCCACUGGAAGAUAGAUGCUAUAUGACAGGACCACCUGGAGGAAACCUGGAGCUGAGCACUUCUAUGAUACUGGACUUCACACUGAGACCAACUGAUUGUGCUUGCUGGAUAUGCAACAAUACUGGCACUUAACAUGGGUCCAUUGUUAAUAUUAUUUGAACUACCUUCAAGGAACGUUCUUUAAGUUGACUUUUCUUUCAGCUUAUAGAAUUGUUUUACUCUGAAUACAGACAGUUAAACACACAUGGCUCCCCCCCCAUUUCAGAGUUUUGUAAUGAGUUAUAUUUAAUUGGAAGUCCUGAUAACGAAAAUACACCAUAUCUGUAUAGGAUCAAAAGUUUUAUUUCGAUUGUUUUGUUGAUGUGAUUUAAAAAAAAAAAAAAAAUGCUGCCAUUACAACGUUGCAAAAUAUUGGUCUCAGUGACUUCAAUUUCUUGUUAUUGUACGAGAAUCAGAAAGAUUAUUGUUUAAGCAACUGGGAUGUAUGAAGUAAUCAUAAAUAUUUGAGCUUGGUUUAUUUGAAUCAUUAGUAACAGUACAGUAAUCAUUGCUAGAUUACUUUUGAUAGAUGAUUUGAUUUACAUGUAUGAUCCAAAGUUUAUGCGAAGAAAAGGGGGAAGUUGUAUUAAAUACCAUAGUGUUAAACACUUCAACAGAAUUGUUUUCAUGUAUUAUUUACAAAAUAGUGGAUUGAAUACAAAAAUCUGACUGGGACUUAAUAAAAGCUAAAAAUGUAUUUAA
Cyprinus carpio (common carp) is the source of this 1933-nucleotide messenger RNA. RefSeq names its product nucleoporin SEH1-like. The record is from RefSeq and is a predicted model, not a curated record. Gene Ontology annotation, molecular function: protein binding; structural molecule activity. Gene Ontology annotation, cellular component: nuclear pore outer ring; Seh1-associated complex. Gene Ontology annotation, biological process: cellular response to amino acid starvation; positive regulation of TORC1 signaling. NCBI's taxonomy places the organism in Eukaryota, Metazoa, Chordata, Actinopteri, Cypriniformes, Cyprinidae.